This is a messenger RNA of Penicillium hordei, 564 nucleotides long. Its product is annotated as RING finger protein. The record is from RefSeq and is a predicted model, not a curated record. Lineage: Eukaryota; Fungi; Ascomycota; Eurotiomycetes; Eurotiales; Aspergillaceae. The transcript has 4 exons. Bases 1 to 564 code for a protein of 187 amino acids.
AUGCCUCUCUUCAUUCCUCUCUUUGUUCAGCUCACGCCCCAGUCCCAAUCAUUCAAUUUUAACAAUCCUGUCUUGGUGGAAGUUCAGGUUCCGUCCGAAGCUCGGGUUCCGUUCCAUGAUUACCGUCAAGUCUCUGAGGACAUCGGCGGCUUGUCAACUUUGCCAUACCCCCUUCCUGGGUCAAGCAUUCAGAACCCGAUCGAUGUCGAAGCUCUCAGUGACACGGAGGCCAGCGCCAGUGUUUAUUCCCAUGAUUUGCACCGUCCCGGUGACAGUAUCGUGGGCGGGCCAGAGAACCCGAUUGAGAUCGAUGCGGUCUCUGUGGGGACGAGUGAUGCGACUGAGCUCAUUGCCAGCUUACCAGCAAGCCCAGCCCGGACUGAUCUUGCACCGGACGGUCGGACCCUGGAAGCAUACUAUGAGUGCAAAAUAUGUUAUAGUAAGGUCGUCGAUCUGGCACUUGGCUGUGGCCACACUUACUGCUACGAUUGCUUUAACUAUUCUUCCACAACUCUGUCCUCGCGAAAGCGAGAGGAAGCCAAGAAUUGGCGCACGAGUAUCUGA